Messenger RNA from Gymnodraco acuticeps, 1824 nucleotides. RefSeq lists its product as uncharacterized. The transcript is spliced from 5 exons. The record is from RefSeq and is a predicted model, not a curated record. Gene Ontology annotation, molecular function: nucleic acid binding. Gene Ontology annotation, biological process: DNA integration. The coding region runs from base 1 to 1824 and encodes 607 amino acids. NCBI's taxonomy places the organism in Eukaryota, Metazoa, Chordata, Actinopteri, Perciformes, Bathydraconidae.
AUGAGUGAAGUGCACCUGAGACGAGUAGACCCAUACAUGGUUGAAGUGAAGCUGGAUAGUGACCCUGUUAAUGUGGUCGGAGCUGCCAUUGUUAAAGUGAAAUACAAACAUCAAAGGCGGUACCUGCCCCUCAUUGUGGUUAAAGGGGACGGCCCCAGCCUGCUGGGAAGAGGCUGGCUGGAGGAAAUAAAUCUGAGUUGGAAAGAAAUCAAGCUCAGACACAAAUCCCGAGUCCUGAAACACCUGAAGACAGAGGACAAAUCGCUGCAGCAAGUACUGAGCAAACAUGAAAAUGUCUUCAAAGAGGAGCUUGGCACACUGAAAGUUUCCUCACUUGAACAAUACCCCAUACCCCGAAUGGAAGAUCUGUUUGCAGCACUGACAGGAGGAAAACAGUUCACAAAGUUGGACAUGAGUUAUGCAUACCAGCAAAUACUCAUGGAUGAUGAAUCAAAGAAAUACUUAACAGUGAACACGCAUCAUAACAUAUUCACAUACAACAGACUGCCUUUUGGAGUAGCAUCAGCCCCAGCUAUAUUUCAGAGGACAAUGGAAGGUCUCCUGCGAGGCAUUCCUUUCGUGGCAGUGUAUUUAGAUGACAUCCUGGUGAGCGGUGUGGAUGAGGAAGACCAUCUGCAGAACCUCGAGACAGUGUUGGCAAAGCUGGAGGAGGCAGGAUUGCGUCUGAGAAGGAGCAAGUGCACUUUCCUGGAAGAGGAAGUGGAAUAUCUGGGACAUCGAGUGGACGCACAGGGACUUCACCCUGUUGAAAGGAAAGUCAAAGCCAUCAUGGAGGCUCCCAACACCACAAAUGUUACUGAACUCAAGUCGUACUUAGGCAUUCCACAGAUGGGUUCCCCUAGAGUUCAGAGAUGGGCGGUGCACCUGAGUGCCUAUGAGUAUCACAUUGUGAACAAACCAGGAAAGAACAACGCUAAUGUGGACCCAUUAAGCAGACUGCCGCUGUCGGAAGAUGUGCAAGAGAGUGAGACCGCAGAACAAGUGCUCAUGAUUGAUCUUCUAGAUGACACACUCGUGGACACAGCCAAAAUAAAACACUGGACAGCUAAGGAUGUAAUAUUGUCUCAAGUUCAUGGUUAUGUCCUGUCGGGAGGGCCUUCAGUGACUGAGGCUCCUCUCAAGCUGUAUCAUCAGAGGAGAGAGGAACUGAGUGUGAGGGAUGGCUGCAUGCUCUGGGGAGCCAGAGUCAUCAUACCAAACAAAGGCAGGGAAAAGAUAUUGAAAGUACUGCACCAAACACAUUCCGGCAUGUCAAGAUCUUAUGUAUGGUGGCCUGGGAUGGACCAGGAUGUAGAAAAGGAAGUGCAGUCUUGUGAGGAGUGCCAAAAGCACCACAAGUCACCACCAUCAGCACCAUUACAUCCCUGGGAGUGGCCGGAGUCUCCCUGGAUGAUAAUUCAUGUGGACUAUGCAGGUCCUUUCCUGGGAGAGAUGUUUCUACUGAUAGUGGAUGCUCACUCAAAAUGGAUGGAUAUUUAUCCAGUGAAGUCAGCUACAUCUCAGGUGACCAUUGAAAAGCUGCGUCAGAGUUUCAGUGUUUUUGGACUGCCAAAAAUGUUGGUGUCAGACAACGGAACCUGUUUUACAAGUGCUGAAUUUGAGACUUUCAUGAAACAAAAUGGCAUCCGCCAUGUGAGGUCAGCACCGUUUCACCCGUCUUCUAAUGGGCUGGCAGAGAGGGCGGUCCAAACCUUCAAAGGGGGGAUGAAAAAGGUGAAACAAUGCAAACUAGACGGUCAAGGUUUCUGUUCAGUUACCGCAUCACACCGCACGCGACCACAGGCCUGUCGCCUGCAGAGUUGA